This is a messenger RNA of Strongylocentrotus purpuratus (purple sea urchin), 1491 nucleotides long. RefSeq lists its product as uncharacterized. The transcript has 4 exons. The record is from RefSeq and is a predicted model, not a curated record. NCBI's taxonomy places the organism in Eukaryota, Metazoa, Echinodermata, Echinoidea, Camarodonta, Strongylocentrotidae. Bases 352 to 723 code for a protein of 123 amino acids.
GAGGGGGGUGGUUAAGAAUUUCCGGAAUAUACCGACUUUAUCCCUUUUUUGGUUUAGUCUCGUUCUAAAGGGCAGUCCCCUCCCCCUUGCUUCUAAUCUGGAUACGCUUUUCAUCGCUUCCAUCGUUUUCGUCCAGCCAUUAUUUACACAACAUGGAUUCUUUGGUAUUUUCAAAAAGGGAAUCUUAUUUCAUUUUCUCUCAGUGUGACCCAAUCGGUGCCCGAUAGCAAAUUGCACCCUGGAGACACCAUCGCCUUGAGAACUGGUGAGGGGACUACUGGUGAAGGGACUACUUUCAAGGACGCUGAACAAUUCAGAGAGUACAUCAAAAAAACUGUAGCACCAACGAUAAUGUUGGCUGUUACACCAGGUGUCGGAAUCACGAUGAAAGAUGGAGACCAAAAACUGACCAUCGAUAUUACAGGACAAAAGACACAGAGACCUGACGCAAUGGAAGCUGUCUUGAAAGCCUGCAUUCAGAAGCUUGCUAUCGCAGAGAUCAACGGCGCACCAAUACCAGUAGGAACCCAGGAACACCAGGUUGCGCAGAUAUUGGGAGAGGCCCUGAGAGGAGAUUCAACUGAAUGUCACCUUCACCUCAUUCCGAGGUCGUUGAUGAGGGCCGAAUCCGAUGACCAAGAGACCAGGCCUAUUAAUGUCGAAGAUAGUUCUAGUGUCUCUGGCAACACAAAUACCACUGAUCAUGAGGAAACGGAGUGCUGACAUUAUAACUAUCAUCAGCUGCAUCACAAGGCAAAGACAAUAGUUUGCUAUUUUUGUUAAUUCAAAUUAUUAUCCAAAAUGUGGGAAUUUGACAGUCCCCUCCACAAGUGAAUGAAAAGAAUAACCACAAAACACAAUCCUGAGUUAUUAUUAACCAAUAAUUAACCAACUGGAUUUCCAUUGUGGUGGCAAGAAGAUUGGGACAAUUAGAAAUUAUUUCUAUGGCACGUCAAAAAAAAAAAAACCUGUUUGAUAGCUUCCGUGUCGUCUAAGUGCAGGACACCUUUCUCAGACGUGUACUAGAAGAUUUAAUUUAGUUGCCAAUAGACACUGAAAGUUGUCUGUAGGGAAAUAAAUGCAAUACGUUUCAUAAAACUCAUUAUGAUAAUUGAUAUCAUCCUGAUGAAAUUGUAUUGUAAGAGUGUGAUGACUUCUUUCUCAGAAGGAAUAAAUAAUUAUCUCUGAAAUCAUGCAUGUGGUUAGAAUUUUUGAAGAUGCAUGUGAUGCAUCGAAACAAAAAUAUAUAUGGCUGAAAAACGAAAGCCCAUAUAACUCUUUAUUCAUAACAUGACUGAGUAGAAUUUUUACCAUGUAUUUAUAUUUGAAAAAAUAAUUUUGUUUUUUUGAUCAAAUAUGAACCUUGAUCGACCUCUAGAUACGGAAGACUGAAGGGGAAUCCCCAUGAGAUAAUGACGUCAUGGUGGGACUUGUUAAUUCUUGUAAAAAUUGAUUGAUUUUUUUUUUCAACUCUCAGUUUUGUAAAUACAG